CUCCUCCGCACACCCCCACAUUCUCCACACUUUUCAUAAUGCGUGUGUUGACUAUCCUUCCUCUGAUUGCUGCGGUCCUGGCCCACAAGGAGGCCACAACCACGGAAGAGAAGGCGGUGGAAAAGGCGCUCCGGGAUGCAGCGUACCUCUGCGCACCCGCUGUUGGCGACUUCACUGCCGCCCGCAAGCGUGCCUUCGCGCAAAAGGCUCUGGGCUCCGCCGGGCAGCCGAGCCUAGCAGAUUACGACGAGUUGUUCGCGCAGGAGACGCUACAGAUCGGUGGGCCAGACAAGGAGUUCCUGAGCUGUCAGACAGUGCAGGACACACAUAUUGAGAACAACACCUGCGUUCUCGCUCCGGAAGUUACUGAGGGACCAUACUACCACACCCAGGGCCAUCCCAUCCGCCAGAAUAUUGCUGAGAACCAGGAUGGGCUCCUGCUCUUACUCGAUAUCGGUGUGAUCGACGUCGAGACGUGCAAGCCUGUCCCGAACGUUCUGGUCGACAUCUGGCUGGCUAAUGCCACCGGCCACUACGCAGGGCACCCCGAUCCUGCACCCCAUCUCGUCGACGAGCAGCCUCAGAUCGGCGGAAGCCGCAGUGGUCUGCUCAGUGCGUUCCCACGGACCCAGCCGAAGGAAACCUGGCUUCGCGGGGCGUGGGCCACGGACCGUAACGGCGUUGCCCAAUUCACAUCGAUCUACCCCGGCUACUACACCGGCCGCGCCACCCACAUCCACACGAAGGUGUUCCCGGAGUGGGAAGUGAUCCCUGAGAACAACACGUUCGCAUCGGGUCGCCUGGCGCAUGUCGGACAGUUCUUUUUCGAGGAUGACGUCAACAUGGUCGUUGAUAAGAUGCAUCCCUACUCCGAGAACCCCAUCCGCCACACCCGUGGCCGCACGCGGAACUGGCGCGACUCGCUGAACAUCUUCGACGACUCGCACAAGAACGGCUACAACCCUGUCUUCAAGACACAUUUCCUCGGCGGUGUCGUUUCGCAGGGUCUGGUGGCUUACAUCACCAUGGGCGUCAACAUGAGCGCGUCGUAUGAUAACUUCUGGAAGGGUUAAGCGGCCGCGUAGUAUGUCAUGUGGCCGUGUUUGAGUAAGACGUAAUGAUCUACCAAGCUGCUGUACUGGUGUAACACAUGAAAUGAUGAGAGAGAGACGAUUCAGCAUGUA
Mycena citricolor is the source of this 1184-nucleotide messenger RNA. NCBI's taxonomy places the organism in Eukaryota, Fungi, Basidiomycota, Agaricomycetes, Agaricales, Mycenaceae. The record is from the annotation of a GenBank genome assembly.